Molecule: messenger RNA, 3837 nt
Organism: Daucus carota subsp. sativus
Lineage: Eukaryota; Viridiplantae; Streptophyta; Magnoliopsida; Apiales; Apiaceae
Exons: 9
Coding region: 79-3702 (1207 amino acids)
Molecular function (GO): oxidoreductase activity, acting on CH-OH group of donors; flavin adenine dinucleotide binding
Source: RefSeq, a predicted model, not a curated record
UAUACUCUCACUUUGGUUUUAUCAAGCACAGACUCAGGCUUAUAAGUUAUAAUAUAAAUACAGAGAUUCAACAGUACGAUGUAUCACAUCAAUGGUAAUAGCAACUCCUAUAAACAAUUUGGCUUCUUUAGUUCUUUAGCACUGGUAAAAACCAAAAUGGAGAAAGCAAAACCAGAAAACAUAUUAAUUAGUGAAGGAGGAGGAGGAGAAGAUGGUUAUGAUGUCGUUGUUGUUGGUUCAGGAUAUGGAGGUUCAGUUGCAGCUUGUCGCUUGUCAAUGGCAGGGUUAAAAGUCUGUUUAGUUGAGAAAGGAAGAAGAUGGGAAGCUCAGGAUUUUCCAACUAGCAGUUUGAAGAUUUUAUCAACUUUCAGGUUUGAAAGCAGCAAGCUGGGAAUCAGUUUUGGCCCUAGAGAUGCUUUGUUUCAGGUAUAUGAGCAAGAGGAUUGCUUAGCAGCUAUGGCUUGUGGGCUUGGUGGAGGUUCAUUAGUUAAUGCUGGAGUCAUGAUACCAGCUCCAGUCCGUGCUAAAAGAAACGUGAAAUGGCCUAAAGAAUGGGAAAAUGAUUGGGAACUUUGUGAAGCUUCUGCUUCAUCCAUGCUAAGGGCUCAAAGUGUCCCCACUAAGUUUCAGAAUUCCAAAGUCAUGGAAGAUAUCAUAAAAGAAGAGUUUGAGGUGAGCAUAGAGAGUCCGCUGAAGCUGAGUAUUAACUUCGAUGAAAAUAAACAACCAUUGAAUUCCAAGAAUCCUGCUGAGAUGGGAUCUUGUUUAGCCUGUGGCAACUGUCUUUCCGGCUGUCCUUACAAUGCCAAAAGUUCUACAGACAAAAAUUACAUUUUCUCAGCAAUUCAGGAAGGAUGUACAAUAAGGACAGACUGUGAAGUGCAGUACGUGGUGAAAAACUUGGAUAAAACUUCCAAAGAAAAACAUUCUAGCACAAAAAGAAGACGGUGGCUUGUGUUUUUUAAUGAGAUUGAUCAUGUGAAGUGUGAUUUUGUAGUUCUCUCAGCUGGAGUUUUUGGGACAAACAAAAUACUGUUUCAGUCUCAACAGAGAGGACUAAAACUUUCUAGCAUGCUUGGAUCAGGGAUUAGUUGUAACGGAAAUAAUGUUGCAUAUCUUGCUAGAAGCUCAGCCCCCUUGAAUGCCUCUGGCUUAGACAGGAAGAACUUCUCUGAAUUACCAUUUCAAGAACGGCCUGGCCCUGCCAUUUCUUCAUCCUACACUAAUUCUUUGGGGUUCACAAUUCAGAGUGCAGUACUUCCAACGCCUUAUAUCUACAUGCUAUUUAAAGGAUUUACAAGUUACAGCUGGCCAGGUGGGUAUGGUAUAAUACAUGAAGUUUUAGACAAGCUGAUGGUCAGUUUCGGAAUGAAGAAAAGCCAAGGCAUGGUUCUAAAUGUUAUGGGAUAUGAUGAGAGUGAUGGGAAAAUUACGUUUGAAAGGGACACAAACAAAAUCUACUUUCAAGCACCCAAAGAUACUUUACUUCCGCGAAAAAUCAAAGCCCUCCAAAAGCUCAGUGAGAAGUUAGGAGGAUUACUUUACAUGUCAAAAUAUAGAAGCACCUCUGUUCAUCUUUUAGGUGGUUGCAAUGCAGCAUCAGAUCCUUCACACGGUGUUUGUAAUUCUAAUGGUCAAGUUUUCGACACAAAUUUCCAUGAUAGUGUCCAUACUGGUUUAUAUGUCUGUGAUGCCUCCUUAAUCCCUUGCUCGGUAGGCAUUAACCCAUCCCUAACUAUCGCUACAGUCUCAGAGCAUGUGAGUAGGCAUCUUGUGAAGGAUGUUCUCAACUACGAGAACAUGUAUGGUGCCAGAUUUAAUCGUACAGCCAUUGAUCAAAAGCUUAGUUCAAUGAUUUCUAAGAACUUAGGAGGUAGUCGUACAUCUUCUAUUGCUUUUACUGAAAUAAUGAGAGGGCAUGUAGGGGGUAUGCCAAUUUCUGCUCAUCUCAGAGUGAAACUGAAUAUGGAGACCUGUAAAGAUUUUGACAAUAUGAAUAUGAUGAGUGGAAAAUCACAUCCCCUUCUAAGAGGAAAAGUUGGUGGAUAUGUUGUAUGCCCAGCUGUAGAAAGCGACAAAAUACAUGUGAUCGAUGGAGAAGUAGACCUGUGUGAAGUAGAUAUCAGAACUCCUUACACGCAAUACAUGCACUACAAGCUCACCCUUGCAGCUUCUUCUGGUUCAAGAUAUAUUCUUGAGGGAAGAAAAGUUUUGAAUCCUUUUCUCCUUGGAUUUUACAUGAUUAAAGAAUCAACAUCUAUGAAUGUUACGUUCAAAAAAGUUACGGCAAACAAUACUAAAGAACAAGAAGCAAUAGUCCUGAAAGGAGAACUUCAUAUCUCCGUCCUUGAGAUCAUUAAGUGUUUGAUAAGCAUGAAAGGAAGAUGUAAGGGGAAGUUUAUAUGUCUUCUGUUGGAAUCUUUUCUCAGAACUUACAUUUUACGAUUACCGCGUGGAAUUAACAAGGAUUUUACUACCCCACAUGUUCUUGAAAAACCUUAUCCAAGCAGUGAUCUGCUAAAGAUAGAAACAGAAGACGGUUUCAUAAUCAGUUGCAAGCGCUGGAAAUGCAGUCAGAGUUUUUCAAGACUCGGACAUAAAAUUUUGUACCCAGUCCUCCUUAUUAACGGGUAUUCAACAGAGAGUUAUUGGCUACCUACUGAACCAAAUGAUCUGGUUAGGACUUUACUAGAACAAGGGCAUGAAACCUGGAUUCUUCAGCCAAGAUUGCACCCUUCCAAUUCUUCUAAUUGUUUCACAAUCAAAGAUAUUGGCAGAUAUGAUAUACCCAAAGUGAUUGAUAAGAUAAUCGAGUUGAAUGGAAGAUUUGUAAAGGUACAUGUGGUUGCCCAUUGUGUAGGAGGCUUAGCCAUGCACAUUGCUCUUCUGGGAGGUCAUCUCUCAUCCUCCAAAAUAGCUUCUCUGUCUUGCACUAACUCUUCAAUGUUCUUUAAGCUAACAGCUCUACCUUCUGUCAAGAUGCGGCUUCCCCUUUUGCCCAUGUCAAUGGUAAUACUUGGAAAAAACAAGACCUUACCUUUGUUUGGAACUCUAAAAACCACAUCUUCACAAAGACUCAUACGAGCCAUAGCCCGUUUAAUGCCACGUUAUGAAAGAUGCAGCUGCGAUGAAUGUGAAAUAUUUUCAGGAAUAUUUGGGAACACAUUCUGGCACAAUAACAUCACCUCUAGCAUGCACUACUGGAUGAACAAGAAAAGCCUACCAGCCCUCCCAAUGGCCGCAUUUCCUCACCUUAGAAUAAUCUGUAACACCGGAUUCAUAGUUGACGAAAAUGGAAAAAACACAUACCUAAUCCAUCCAGAGAGAAUGGCACUGCCAACCCUAUACAUAUCAGGUGGAAGAACUCUUCUAGUGACUCCUCAGACAUCUUUUCUCGCAAACAAGUACAUGAAGCUACACCAACCUGAUCACAGACACGAGAGAGUAGUCGUGGAUGGUUUUGGACACUCGGAUUUGUUGAUCGGAGAAAAGUCAUAUAAGAAGGUUUUUCCACACAUUCUGUCUCAUAUUGGAUUAGCUGAAGAGGAAAAAACUUCCUCAGCAGUGAAAAAGAAGUACUAUAGUAAAGAAGCCUUGGCCUGGGGCAAUGAGCAGCAAUAUGAGGAAGGAAAAGCAGUCUUUUGGUGUUGCAUUUUUACAAUAUUGCUAGCAGUAGUAUUACUAUUUACAGUGUUUUCUUAAGUGGACAUUUGUGGGAACUUUGAGCUUCUGUCCUGUAUUUAGCAGAAGAAAUUACAAUAAAAUCUAAUUUAUGUCCAUCAGAGCAAUUUUCCCCCAGAAUAACUUGUAUCAAAAUAAUUUAAAUUAAUCCAGGAU